AUGUUAGAAGGAAUUAUUGAGGUACCAAGAACUGUAGGUCGACAAACUGCACGUAACAAUAUUCCAUCUGAUUCUCCGGAACAGUAUUACAAAAGAUCAAUAUUUUUACCGUUUUUGGAUCAUUUUAUUUGUCAAUUACAAGAUAGAUUUACUAAUCAUCAUCAUGUAAUGGCCAAACUACAAUCACUUAUUCCAAAUUUUAUUAAAAAUACAACUGAUAUAAAAUAUUUUCAAGAGGUAGCGCUUUUUUAUAAAGAUAUUUUACCUAAUUAUGAAACAUUUGACGCAGAAAUUAAAAUAUGGCUAACUAAAUGGAAAAAUGUAUCUGAUAGAGACCGUCCAACUACAUCAUUUACUACAUUGUCUGCAAUGUCUUAUGAUUUUUUCCCAAACAUUCACAGUCUUUUGACAAUUAUGGCCACAUUACCUGUUACAACUGCUACUGCUAAACGGUCAUUUUCAACUCUACGGAGACUUAAAACAUACUUACGAAACAAUAUGGGAGAAACGAGACUUACUGGAUUGGCUUUACUAAACAUAUACCAAAAUGUUGAUUUAAAUGUGGAAAAAAUUAUCGAUAGAUUUGCAAUGUUACCACGAAAAUGGGAUUUUAUACUUUAG
Macrosiphum euphorbiae (potato aphid) is the source of this 621-nucleotide messenger RNA. The record is from the annotation of a GenBank genome assembly. NCBI's taxonomy places the organism in Eukaryota, Metazoa, Arthropoda, Insecta, Hemiptera, Aphididae.